AUGAAAGUUAUUCGUCAUUUGGAUAUAAUAAUUAUGUUGUGUAUGCUUAUCAGUAUACAUUAUUCUUUGUGCCAUAUGAUUUGUGGUCAGAAAUGCCUGAAUAUGGGCCGACUACAGACUUUUCACAAAGUGGAAUACUGCCAGAAUAUCAGCAGUAUGAACCUCAACUGGGUGAAUUUGGAUAUCGGUCACUAUCAGAAUUCACGCCUUAUUGGUCGUCUCCUGAAAUAGCCGAUAAUGAAAGACAAGAAGAAACGACUAGAUAUUGGCCGCUCCCAGAAAUUAGUGGAUAUGGCUCAAUCAGAUAGAAAUGAAUAUAUGUCAGCGCCAGAAGUAACUGAAUGUGGGCCACUGCCGUAUGGAAAUCAAUGUUCGACAGGUCCAGAAAACGUUGAAUAUGGAGAAUAUUCCAAUGUAAAUGAAUAUAUGACACCUACAGAAAAUGUUCAAUAUGGAGCUUAUCCGGUUAUAAAUGGAUAUUGGCAAGCUCCUGUAUAUGCCCCUCAAUCAAAUAUUAAUGAAUAUAUGUCAGCGCCAGAAGUAAAUGAAUGUGGGCCACUGUCCUAUGAAAAUCAAUAUUGGACAAGUCCAGAAAUUGUCGGAUAUGCAGCAUAUUCCAAUACAAAUGAAUAUAUGCCAACUGCAGAAAAUAUUCAAUAUGGAGCUUAUCCAGUUAUAAAUGAAUAUUGGCAAGUUCCUGAAUAUAAUGGAUAUGGCACUCAAUCAGAUAUUAAUGAAUAUAUGUCAGUGCCAGAAGUAACUGAAUGUGGGCCACUGCCGUAUGGGAGCGAGUAUGAGACAGGUGCAAAAAAUGUUGAAUAUGGGGCGUAUUCUGUCAUAAAUCAAUGUUGGUUAGAUCCACAAACUAUUGGAUAUGGGGCAUAUUCCGUUAUAAAUGAACAUAAGCCAGCUGCAGAAAAUGCUCAAUAUGGAGCUUAUCAGGAUAUAAAUGAAUAUUGGACAGCUCCAGAAAAUACAGGAUAUGAAACAUAUUGCGAUAUAUAUCACCAAUGGCCAUCUCCAGAAGUAUUUGAAUAUGGUCAGCAACCAUAUAUAAAUAAACACUGGACAGCUGCAGAAAUUUUUGCAGAUGGAACUCAACCAGGUAUAAAUGGAAAUAUGCCAGUUCUAGAAAAUAUUACUUUUGGGCAACUACCUAUUAUAAAUGAAAAUUCGCAAGCCUCAGAAAUAAUUGAUUUCGGGCAGCAACAAAAUUUAACUGAAUAUUGGCUGCUUCCAGAAAUAAAUAUGUAUGACUAUCAGCAGCCGGUAGAAAUUCAGCAUUAUUCGCCGCCAACUGAAGUGUCAGAAUCUACCGAAAGUGGAAAGCUGCAAUAUGAACUUCCUGGAAACGUGGAACCAACAGAAUGUCUCAAAUGUGACUCUAUAGCUCAUAAUUCUGCAAAUCCAUUAGAACACAUUAGAACCAAAGUCACAUAUUUCAUCAGAAACGCGUCAUCAGCAACUUAA
Molecule: messenger RNA, 1470 nt
Organism: Centruroides sculpturatus (bark scorpion)
Lineage: Eukaryota; Metazoa; Arthropoda; Arachnida; Scorpiones; Buthidae
Exons: 2
Coding region: 238-1470 (410 amino acids)
Source: RefSeq, a predicted model, not a curated record